This is a messenger RNA of Cercocebus atys (sooty mangabey), 2491 nucleotides long. RefSeq names its product chromosome unknown open reading frame, human C17orf47. NCBI's taxonomy places the organism in Eukaryota, Metazoa, Chordata, Mammalia, Primates, Cercopithecidae. The transcript has 2 exons. Bases 725 to 2470 code for a protein of 581 amino acids. The record is from RefSeq and is a predicted model, not a curated record.
AUCCACCCACCUCGGCCUCCCAAAAGUGUUGGGAUUACAGGUGUGAGCCACUGCACCUGGCAAAUCCCUUUAUUAAUAAAACACCAAACUCUCCUGGACCAAGAAUGUGAGAAUUUUAUUAUUUGAGCAACCUGGAUUUUUACCCCAGGAGCAAUGAAACCAUCCAUGAGACCUGGAAAAAGCUGAAGCUCUCUUUUUUUUCUUUUUUUCUUUUUUUUAACUUGUAUACAGUACAGUUUCAAACAAAAUUGGGGCAACUUUGUACUUUGUACCUUAUUAAAACUGGGGCUUACACAGUGUGUUUGGUUUGACCUUGUCUUCAUAGGAUCUUCUGGCUGAUUCCUUCUCUGGAUGAGUCCCUGAGAAUUUCUAGAAUCUGGGGAGAGUAAAGGAGGGUCUGGAGCCUUCUCUAUAUACAAGGAAAUCCCAGUUUUGUUAAAAACUUGCCAAAGGCUUGGUGAUAUAACUCCAAAGAGAAAUUCACAGUUUCCUUUCAGGUACUUCUUUGGGAUUCUGUAAAGAAUUGUGACUGUACACUAGGAUGUUUAAUAGGAAGGAAACUCCCUCCUUUAUGACAUCACCAGACAGAGAGGUAGCUAAGGGGACUAGUUGAGACACUCUUAGAACAACAGCCACUUUCGUGGGAGCCCAAGAACAGCAGCUUUAAAACGGGGUAAAUAUUCAGGCAUCAUUAGGAUCCUGAAUACAAGCGAGCCAGUAAAAUAUGGGAUCUACUCAGAAAGGCACAAUCUAUCAGAUGGUCAAGACAAAUAAACCUGGGGCCAAGGUAGCAGUUUCAGCACAGAGAGGGUCUGAGGUUACUACUAACACAUCCCCUCAGCGGGGACAUGGGUACAUUCUUGCCUCAAGCCAUCGAAGUGCUGCAGUCUCCCUGAACCCUUCCCACCGAAGAUCAGAAGCUGCACAUCCCACCACUCCCCAUUCGGCAUCAGACUAUCCUCGAUCUGUCUCCCUCCAGUCAGGGCCUGGACACUAUGCGGUACCCACUCCUCGGGUAACCGAGACUGGACCAAGAACAGAAUCAUCCCGCCAUUCCUCUCCUCCUAGAAAGAACCAGCAAACUCAGACACUGGCUUCCCAUGCUUCAAGCAGACUACGGAAUGUUAGUCCACCUGGAGAGGAGGCAGCACGAAGAGGCGGUGAGAGCAAGUCAGGGCGCGAGGUCAGCCAUCAUGCCUCAUCAAUCCCAGAUGCCAAAUCUACUCGUCGGUUGAGUUUUCAAGAUCAGAAGGAUAACUUACAAUCACAAAUCUUAAAAGAUGACCCACCAUCCAAGGUCCAGAACCCCCAAGGAGUCAGAGUUCCCCGUAGGAUUUUGACUUACCCAAAGGAUGAAGCAGUACAAACUGAGCCCAUCCAAAGGAUUACGACUGCUAGCGAGAUCAGAUCUCCAAGGAGUCCCUCUCGCCCAGAGCACAGAAGCAGCUGUGUCUCUGCAGACUAUCAGACAGCCCAGAGAAAGGUCCCUGUAGAAGAAUCAGAAACAGGUCCUUACAGUUCAAUUCCUUCAAAACCCAAGGCCUUGUAUAGGAAUAUGAACUUGGACUCAUCACUCAAACUCUCUGUCCUUAAAGAUUCUGAUGGUGGACACCGAGUUUCUACACGGGUAGACCCUGAGUCUCUUCACAAGUAUUCUGUCUAUCCUGAAACCAAGCCCUCCGCAAAGGUCUUAGUAUCAUCACAGGUGGAGUCCAAUGUGAGGGCCCCAAUCCGAGGAAACAACGAGGUUGGCCGCAGGGUCACCAUCUCCCCAGGGGUACAGUCAGUAGAGCCAACUCACCGUGUGACAGCUCAAUCAGUGUCUGAGGGCUCCCACAAGUCAUCCAUGUUUGUCACUCCAGAGCCCAUCUAUAAACAGCAAACCCCAAAACCCCCAGAAACUACCUACAUGUCCCAAGGACCUACACCCAGGUAUCCAGAACUCUCGCAAAAGCCCUCCAUCCAUGCAGAACUGGAACUGACCCCUCGGCCCUUGCCUCCUCGGUCCUUACCUAGGUACGGACCUGACUCCUCAUGGUGGCCCUUGCUGAAUCCUGAAGUUGAAACACCCCAAAGCCAGCCGACAACACCUGAUUUUGAGCUUAAGUGUUCUCCUUCCCUAGAUCCUUUAUUGUCCGGUUUUAAAAUAGACUCUAGCCCUUUCUGUGAGGAUCUGAAGUUCCAGAGAGAGAAGGCAAGCCUAUCACCACCGUCACCACCAAAGGAGUUUCCAAGUUGGGCACCACUGAAUAAAGUGCCACAGACCCCCAAGCACACCUGCAAACAACCCAUUCAAAGGUUUAGUGCUUUCUUCCUGGAUGUCUCAGAGGAAAUGUACAAUCGUGUCAUCUGGUGGCUGAAAGGUCUGUGCUUUUCCCUCCUAUGGGUCCACUGUGGGAGCUUGGGGGAUGGGAGGACAGGUGAGGAGUGGCAUCUAUGUAUCUACAGAGUUGGGUCGUUUAGGAGAUAAAUGCUGGGAUUUUGACCUGAA